UUGUCUUUUAUUGAUUCACAGAAGGUAAUAUAAGGGCAAAACAUUUGAGGAUCGGCAACAUCUUUCAACAACUAAAUUCGAUAAGAAGGAAAUAACAUCAGGUCGAGGUAGCGGUAUAACAUCUUCCACCGGCCCGAACACCAUGGCUGAAGCGGAGCAACAACAAGUGCCAGAACAACCAAAAGUUCCUGUUAAACAGAAGGAAGUUAUCGCAAGUAAAGUAACUGGUACAGUAAAAUGGUUCAACGUUAAAAGCGGUUAUGGAUUUAUUAACCGAAAUGACACCAAAGAAGACGUAUUUGUCCACCAAUCGGCCAUCAUAAAGAACAAUCCGAAAAAAGCUGUCCGCUCUGUAGGCGAUGGCGAAAUCGUUGAGUUUAGCGUGGUGAUGGGAGAGAAGGGCAACGAAGCUGCCAAUGUGACCGGCCCUAACGGCGAACCGGUACGCGGCAGUCCCUAUGCGGCCGACCGUAAGCGCGGCUACCGUCAAUGGUACUACCCGCGCGGCGGCAGAGGAGGCCCGCGAGGCCCCAGAAGACCCAGAGACAGUCAAAGCGAAGGAGAAGGUAAAGACGGCGCCGUAUCUGGCGGCGAAGGUGGCCCAGGCGGCCCACCACGUCGCUACAGGCCGAGACGCGGUCGCGGAGGCUACGGAGGCGGCGGCGGCGGUUACUACCGCGCCCCAUACCGUGGACCACCUGGCGGCGGUGACGAUCAGAACGGCGGCGAAGGCGGCGGAGCUCCAAGAGGCCGCGGCGGCGGCGCACCGCGUCGCUUUUUCCGACGCAACUUCAGGGGUGGCAGAGGCGGACCGCAGGGCGGCCGUCGUCCACGCUCUCAAGACAGCCAGGGCCAGGCUGGAGACCAGGCCGGACCGGAGGGACAACGCGGCGGCGGCCAGCGUCCACGCUACCGCAGACGCGGACCCCCGCGUCCCCGUGCCGGCAAUUCCCAGUCAGAAUCGGGAAAUAACACCAAGGCUCCUGAAUCUACUGCACCUGCAAAGACUGAAGAGAGUCAGCCUGUGCAGAACACAACCACUGAAAGCACGGCUUAAGCAUAUGCUCGAGUCAACCACUUAUAAUACUAUAUACUUAUAAUAACAACAAGAGUUUUCUUAUAUAGCAGACAAAAGGCAUUUCAUGGCGCAUUGUUUUUUAUGAUUAAUAAUGAAUAUCGUAAGUAAUCUAUCGUAAAAUCAUAUCUGCGUGCUGUGAAUAUUUUUAACAACGCAACUAAGUAUAUUACAAAGUUUGGCAUUAAUUUUUCAAAAGGGUUAAGGUAAAUAAAACAUUUUUGAUACUUUUUAUAUUCUCAUGGGUGUUUAUAUAAAAAAUAAUAGGUAAUUUGUAAAGUGUUUGUAUAUUAUAUAUAGAUGCCUGAUUGAAAUCAAUGACAAACUUUUUGUUUUUUUGGACAACUUAAUCGUUUUUGAAAUGUCUUAAGACCUUAUGUCUUGCUGCAAAUGAUUUUUCCUUCAUAACAAUAAAAACCUAAUAAAAUACAAUGUUUACUUUAAAAGCAACCAUACAAGUAACCAAACAAAGUAAAUAUUGUGCCCAAAAAAAUGAUUGCAACAUCUCUAACUUGUCUUUCCAAUUUUUGCAAACAAAGGGAAAGAAAUAAAAGUUUUUCUAAAAAAUACAAAAAAAUCCGUAAAAUAUAAAAAAGGAACAGUUUAUUUCUCUGCUUUCUACUGUUUUGCGCAGUUUGUCCUUGGGGGUUUAUUCUACACAUUUUCAUCACAGGUUUUUAUGAUAAAAAACAUUGUAAAUUGUUGGUUUUUCGGGUGCUAGUCAUUUAAGUAAUUGAUCUAUUGUACUAUUAAACGCAUCAAUAUGAAGAUCAAUAUUGAUGAUUUAAUAUUAUUUUUACAUCUACAUACUCUGUAAUUUUGGAAUGAGUUUUUGUUUUAUUGUAUUUUGUAUUAAUUUUUGUACAAACUGUUGUAAAUGGGAAAUAAAUACAUGUUCUUGCUAAAC
Molecule: messenger RNA, 1982 nt
Organism: Brassicogethes aeneus
Lineage: Eukaryota; Metazoa; Arthropoda; Insecta; Coleoptera; Nitidulidae
Source: the annotation of a GenBank genome assembly